Messenger RNA from Nanorana parkeri, 1169 nucleotides. It is a transcript of the gene OTX1, whose product is annotated as orthodenticle homeobox 1. Gene Ontology annotation, biological process: multicellular organism development; regulation of transcription by RNA polymerase II. The record is from RefSeq and is a predicted model, not a curated record. Gene Ontology annotation, cellular component: nucleus. Gene Ontology annotation, molecular function: DNA-binding transcription factor activity, RNA polymerase II-specific; RNA polymerase II cis-regulatory region sequence-specific DNA binding. Lineage: Eukaryota; Metazoa; Chordata; Amphibia; Anura; Dicroglossidae.
AAGGCAAGAAAUCUACUCGCCUGUGUGAAGAAAAAUAAAAAGUAGACAAUCUGAGUGUGUGGAUUACUCGGGACCCCCGUCCAGCUGUUAGCAUGAUGUCAUACCUCAAACAGCCCCCCUAUAGUAUGAAUGGAUUGGGGCUCACGGGACCCGGAAUGGAUCUGCUGCACCCAUCUGUGGGAUACCCAGCCACCCCUCGGAAGCAGCGCCGGGAGCGCACCACCUUCACGCGCUCGCAGUUGGACAUUUUGGAGGCGCUGUUCGCCAAGACGCGUUACCCCGACAUCUUCAUGCGGGAGGAGGUGGCGCUGAAGAUCAACUUGCCGGAGUCCCGCGUUCAGGUCUGGUUUAAGAACCGACGAGCCAAAUGCCGUCAGCAGCAGCAACAGCAGAACAGCAGGGCAGGGGCAAAGAGCCGGCCUGCCAAGAAGAAGUGCAGCCCAGCCCGGGAGAGCUCCGGAUCAGAGAGCAGUGGUCAGUUCACUCCACCUGCAGUGUCCAGCUCCGGCUCUUUAUCCUCCUCCUCAUCUUCCAGCUCCAACUCUUCUGGGAACCCCAGCCUAGGAGCAGCACUGAAUGGAAGUACUCCUAUAGCCUCCUCCAUCUGGAGCCCUGCCUCUAUUUCCCCAGGCACUGGUCCUGCUCCUGGCUCCGCACCUGACCCACUAGGACCUGGAAGCGCCUCCUGCAUGCAGCGCUCUGGCUCUUCUUCUGCAGCUUCUUAUCCAAUGUCCUACAGUCAAGCUGCUGGUUAUACCCAGGGCUACCCUGCCCCAUCUUCCUCUUACUUUGGAGGAGUGGAUUGUAGUUCCUACCUGGCACCAAUGCACUCUCACCACCACCCCCACCAGCUCAGCCCUAUGGCACCUUUUGUAUCCUACCUGGCACCAAUGCACUCUCACCACCACCCCCACCUCUACCUAUGGCACCAUCCCAUGUCCGGCCACCACCAUCACCACCACCACCUGAGCCAGUCCUCCAGCCACCACCAUCACCAGGGCUAUGCCAGCACAGGACUACCAUUCAACUCCUCUGACUGCCUGGACUACAAGGACCAGACAGCCGCUUCCUCAUGGAAACUUAACUUUAACUCCACCGACUGUCUGGACUACAAAGAUCAGGCAUCCUGGAGGUUCCAGGUCUUGUGAGAUGAGGCCCAAGCACACCAG